Molecule: messenger RNA, 1365 nt
Organism: Pecten maximus
Lineage: Eukaryota; Metazoa; Mollusca; Bivalvia; Pectinida; Pectinidae
Product: glutamine amidotransferase-like class 1 domain-containing protein 3A, mitochondrial
Cellular component (GO): mitochondrion
Source: RefSeq, a predicted model, not a curated record
CGUUAUAGUAUUCACAUGUUGUUUGGUAUGGCUCGGACUUUGUGCAGCAUCAGGAAGGCUCUACUCUCCAAACACACAAGCAUUGUCAGCAGUGUUCUGAAGUGUCACUUUCAUUCUACUGGAAUAAUGAGUUCCAAAGUUGCUGUGAUUUUGUCUGGGUGUGGUGUGUAUGAUGGAACUGAAGUUCAUGAAGCAUCUGCAACUUUGGUCCAUUUGAGUCGUGGAGGAGCAGAGGUGUCCAUGUUUGCUCCGGAUGUUGAUCAAAUGCAUGUUGUAAACCAUACUAAGGGGGAGCCCAUGGAACCCAAUAGAAAUGUACUGGUGGAGUCGGCGAGAAUAGCCAGAGGGAAAAUUGACGCUCUGUCUAAUUUAGACUCUUCUAAAUUUGACGCUGUCAUUUUCCCAGGUGGAUUUGGUGCGGCUAAAAAUUUGUGUACAUUUGCCACAGAUGGAGCUGAUAAAAUGACCGUUGAGAAGGAUGUCCAAAGAGUGAUAACAGACUUCCACAAAGAAAGCAAACCCAUCGGUCUGUGUUGUAUUGCACCAGUUCUGGCAGCUAAACUGGUGCCCGGUUGUGAAGUGACUGUAGGAUCUAACGAGGAGGAAGGAGGACGGUGGCCGUACGCAGGGACAGCCGGUGCCAUCGACUCCAUGGGAUCGAAACAUAUCAAGAGAAACGUCACCGACUUCCAUGUAGAUGAGAAGAACAAGAUUGUAACAACACCAGCUUUCAUGUGUGAAACCGCUCUCCACGAGAUUUUCGAUGGUAUUGGCAAAAUGGUGGAAAACGUUCUCUCUCUGGCCAAUACAAAAAGUAAAAUUUAAAACUGGAAUGUCCGAAAAACAAGUGUACGAUUGAACAUGAUGGCAUAAAAUAUCAGCCUCAAGAUGUUGUACCAGAUGUUGGCAUGUGAUGCAAAGAUCUUUUUCUUCAGUGUGUGAUACAUUCUUUUUGUUUAGUCCCGAAAACAAGAUGAAGAACAAACCGUCAUUGGUUUUUCAUGCUCACUUUUCAGCCUUUUAGCCAGAAGUGACAUGGUUGGAGAAAUUUAUAUAGAAAUUGUUGGUUGGUGGGACAAUGCAAAUGCAUGCACAUGGUGGUUGUAUUGUCUGAUUUUUGCUUGUUAUUUCAUAUAUUAUAGAAAUCAUGACUUGUAUUCAUCAGAGAUUAGGCCAAGGAGAUAUAGGUAGAAUAUACACUGUACAUCCUUCAAACAUGAUAUCAGUUUAAUUUUUUUUGUUUUUUUCCUGUAUUCAUAUCUUGGUACAUAAAAUGUAUGAAGAUAGAAUGACAUUUCAUUGUGAUGCAUAAAAAGUAUGCAAGAUCUGAAUGGAUGUUACUAAAUAAACCUGUGGUGGAAAAUU